Messenger RNA from Glarea lozoyensis ATCC 20868, 1365 nucleotides. RefSeq lists its product as uncharacterized. The record is from RefSeq and is a predicted model, not a curated record. Gene Ontology annotation, cellular component: transcription export complex 2. Gene Ontology annotation, biological process: transcription elongation by RNA polymerase II; post-transcriptional tethering of RNA polymerase II gene DNA at nuclear periphery; poly(A)+ mRNA export from nucleus. Gene Ontology annotation, molecular function: RNA binding; double-stranded DNA binding. The coding region runs from base 1 to 1365 and encodes 454 amino acids. The transcript has 6 exons. Lineage: Eukaryota; Fungi; Ascomycota; Leotiomycetes; Helotiales; Helotiaceae.
AUGGAUCUCAUAUUUGGAGACUUUCGGAAGUUCUAUGAGGUGGGUGACGGCUAUGGUCUCGCCCAAACGCUUUCUCCAAUUUCUCCUCCGUCGCAACCAGAAAGACUUCGCAAUUUUUAUCGAAGCACAAACUUUCAAAAUGUGCAAAAAGAUUUCAAAUACCAAAUUCUGUACGACAAUUCUGCACCUUUCAAGCUUCCGGCGGACGAAGGCAAUGGCUGGGUAGAGGUAUACGUUGCUUACUGGAAGGCUGUUGGCGAGAUUCAAAUCGCAGAAGCAGCAGCAAAUUCGGGUCAUAAGGCAUCGUGGAUGAAGGUGUAUGAAGCUUGGAAAGAGCUGACGAAUAUGCUGCACCGCGGUUACAUGAAUUGUAAUUUUGGCUCCUGGACUAUACCAUGUCUCUAUGUGGUAGGCAAAUAUCUGAGAGUAUUUGCGAUCAAGGCAGAUGAAGGAGCGGCCAGCAGCCAGGCUGUAUCAGCUACCUUUCAGGAUGAUUUCAAUCCUGAUUCGGAGAAAAACGAGAAGCUCGAGGACGCCGCUAGGCAAUUGAAUCGAAUCUUCAAUCUCUGCCUCAGCGACCGAGCAUCUCUAGAAGAAUCGAGAAAGUGGGGAAUUUAUAACAUUAUCAACCUGUUGUUCAAAACAUAUUUCAAAUUGAACUCGAUAAGUCUCUCAAAGAACAUUUUGAAAGCGAUACGAGCUUACAGAGGGGAUAUGCCACCCCUCGAAAGCUUCCCGCUAGCACAUCAAGUGACAUUCAAAUAUUAUGUCGGAGUCAUCUACUUCUUGGAAGAGAAUUAUGUCGAGUCAGAGAAGAAUCUUACAGAAGCCUGGACAUUAUGUCACAAAGACUCGAUCCGCAAUAAAGAACUCAUCUUGACCUACCUGAUCCCAUGCCAUCUUCUAACCACGCACACCCUUCCCACUCUCGCCCUACUUUCGCCCUAUCCACGGCUACAGAAGCUUUUCCUCCCGUUGUCUCGUUGCAUCAAAAAGGGCGACCUAUCAGGAUUCGAUGCAGCGCUGAUAGCUGGCGAAGACGAGUUUGUUAAGCGACGAAUCUACCUAACACUCGAACGUGGCCGCGAUGUAGCCUUACGCAACCUUCUUCGCAAAGUGUUCAUUGCGGGCGGCUUUGAGGAUGCCAAAGAGCCUGGUGCACCACAGGUUCGAAAAACUAGGGUUCCUGUUGCCGAGUUUGGUGCCGCUAUCAGUAUUGGUAGUAAGGAGACGAUGGAUAAUGAUGAAGUUGAAUGUCUUCUAGCAAACAUGAUUUACAAGAACCUCAUGAAGGGAUACAUAGCUAGGGAUCGUGGUAUAGUUGUGCUUAGCAAAGGCGGCGCUUUCCCUGGAACGGGUGUCUAA